AACAACACCUCCUAAGCAAUCAGAGCUCAGACAACCAGAGACCAGUGAAGAAGCAGAAGCCCAGGAGGAGGGAAGGGCUCUAAGGAGCCUUGCUUCUCGGGGUUCCCUCAGGGACCGCUGGAGACCUGUCACUUGGUAGCAAGCACAAAAUUGGAAAUGUCGGCUUCCCCAGAAUCAAAGGACCUUGUCCCUUUCACUAGAGAUUCUCUUGAACUCAUAAAACAGCAUAUUGCUAAAAAGCACAAAGAGGAACAUGAAGAGGAAGAUUUAAAACCAAACCCUGACUUGAAAGCUGGCAAAGAGCUUCCAUUUAUUUAUGGAAACCUUUCUCGAGGAAUGGUGUCAGAGCCCUUGGACGAUGUUGACCCAUACUACUAUGUGAAGAAAAAUACUUUCAUGGUAUUGAAUAAAGAGAGAACAAUCUUCAGAUUGAAUGCAUAUUCCAUCUUCUGUACCUUGUCUCCUUUCAGCCCCAUUAGAAGAACAACUAUCAAGGUUUUGGUGCAUCCCAUUUUCCGACUGUUAAUUUUAGUCAGUGUCCUCAUUGAUUGCAUACUUAUGACCUUGAACAAUCCACCAGAAUGGGUACUAGCAAUAGAGAAUACUUUGCUUGGAAUUUAUACAUUUGAAAUACUUGUGAAAAUUAUUGCAAGAGGUGUCUGGGCAGGACCUUUUUCUUUCCUUGGAGAUCUAUGGAAUUGGCUCGAUUUCAGUGUAACUUCAUUUGAGCUUAUAAUAAGGUAUUCACUUCUAAAUUCCAGUCCAAUGUUUAAAACUGUAAGAACUCUGAGAAUUUUGAAAAUUAUUCCUUUAAACCAAGGUUUGAACUCCCUUGUAGAGACCCUGAUCCAUUGCGUGAAGAAGCUUUUUGGUGCCAUUACCUUAACCGUAUUUUCUCUGAGCAUAUUUUCUGCAAUUGGGAUGGGACUUUUCAUGGGAAACUUGAAGCACAAAUGUUUGCGAUGGCCCCAGGAACAUGAAAAUGAAACUCAGCACAACAGAACUGGAAACCCAUAUUAUGUUCGAGAAACAGAAAACUUUUACUACUUGGAAGGCGACAGAGAUGCUCUUCUUUGUGGUAACAGAACAGAUGCUGGUCAAUGUCCUGAAGGAUAUGUGUGUGCAAAAGAGGGCAUAAACCCUGAUCGUGGAUUCACAAAUUUUGACAACUUUGGCUGGUCUUUCUUUGCCCUAUUUCGAUUAAUGACCCAGGACUACCCUGAAGCACUUUAUCACCAGAUCCUUUAUGCUUCUGGAAAGAUCCACAUGAUAUUUUUUGUUGUGGCCAGUUUUUGGUUUGCCUUUUAUAUGGCAAGUUUAUUCCUAGGAAUACUUACUAUGGCCUUUGAAAAAGAAAAGCAGACAAUUGCCAAAAAAACUAAGAUGACUGAAACAAAAUCUCAACAGACCAUAAAAGAACAUGAAGAAGGCAUUGAAGGAGCUGAGACCAAAACCACACAAAUAGAAAUGAAGAAACGAUCACCAACUUCCAUGAACACCUCGUUGGAUGUAUUGGAAGAGACUACUCUUAGAGAUAAAAAAAAACUUAAAAAAUCCAGGAAGAAAUGUCCAUUAUGUUGGCAUAAAUUUACUAAAAGUCUUUUGAUUUGGAAUUGCUGUCCUUGCUGGUUAAAAUUGAAAGAGUUUUUCCAUAGAAUUACAACGGAUCCCUUUGCUGAUCUUUUUAUUAUGAUAUGUAUAAUUUUAAACAUACUUUUUUUGGCCUUGGAACAUUAUCCAAUGAGCAAGAAGACCAGCAGUCUUCUCAGCAUUGGAAACUUGGUGUUUAUUGGAAUUUUUACAGCAGAAAUGAUUUUUAAAAUAGUUGCCAUGCAUCCAUAUGGGUAUUUCAAAGUAGGAUGGAACAUUUUUGAUAGUGCAAUUGUAUUCCUUGGUUUAGCAGAACUUUAUCUAGCAAAUAUUAAAGGAAUGGCUCUUUUGCGAUCAUUCAGGAUGCUGCGAAUUUUCAAGCUGGGGAAAUAUUGGCCAACAUUUGAGAUUCUAAUACUGAAUCUUAUUAAAUCAUUGGUGGUCCUGAAAAACCUGGUCCUGCUGCUGUUCACGUUCAUUUUCUUUUCUGCUGUGUUUGGCACAAAGCUAUUUGGUAAGAGUUACAAAGAUUGUGUCUGCCACAUAGACAAAGAUUGUCUACUCCCACGCUGGCACAUGAACGACUUCUUCCACUCCUUCCUGAAUGUGUUCCGAAUUGUCUGUGGAGAGUGGAUAGAGACCUUAUGGGACUGCAUGGAGGUAUCAAGCCAAUCCUUGUGCAUUUCUUUUUACAUGAUGAUCAUUUUAACUGGAAAUUUAUUGAUACUUUAUUUGUUUGUGGCAUUGGUGAGUUCAUUUAGCUCAUACAAGGAUGUAACAACUGAAAAGAACAAUGAAAACAAAAAUAUCCAGCGUGCAAUGCUAAGGAUUAAAAAAGGAAUAAACUAUGUGCUUCUUAAAGGAUCAUGUAAAAAGCAAAAUCUACCAAAGGAAACAAUGGACUGUGCAAAUGAUACAUAUAUUACAGAAAAUAUUUCUGACCAUAGUCUUUCUGAACUGAGCAACACCCAAGAUCUCCUCCAGGAUAAGGAAAAAAGCAAUGACACAGAGAAAACCCCACUGACUGAAAAUGAAAAUCAAUCACUUAUGCCCAGUCCUAGUGUCUCAGAAACCAUACCAAUUGCUUCUGGAGAAUCUUAUAUAGAAAAUCUAAACAACAAGGAGAUUCACAGCAAGUCAGGCGGUAGAGAAAGCAAAGAGAAAAUAAAACCAUCCAGUUCAUCUGAAUGCAGUACAGUUGAUAUUGCUCUCUCCGAAGAAGAAGAAAUGGUCUAUGAACAUGAAAAGUCAAGAUAUAUUAAAAGUGGUUUUGGACAGAGAUCUUCACCUGGUAAAAUCAGUAGAGAAUCUCAGAAAGGAAAAAUCUGGCAAAACAUAAGGAAAACCUGCUGCAAGAUAGUAGAAAACAAUUGGUUUCGGUGUUUCAUUGGUCUCGUCACUCUGCUUAGCACAGGCACUCUGGCUUUUGAAGAUAUAUACAUUGAUCAACGAAAGACUAUUAAAAUCUUGUUAGAAUAUGCUGACAUGAUCUUCACUUACAUCUUUAUUCUGGAAAUGCUUCUAAAGUGGAUGGCAUAUGGUUUUAAAGCUUAUUUUUCCAAUGGCUGGUACAAGCUGGAUUUCAUGGUUGUUAUUGUGUUUUGUCUUAGCUUAAUAGGAAAAACUCAGGAAGAACUAAAACCACUUACUUCCAUUAAAUUCCUUCGGGCCCUUAGAGUUCUAUCUCAAUUUGAAAGAAUAAAGGUGGUUGUGAGAGCAUUGAUACAAACGACUUUGCCCACCUUGAAUGUGUUUCUGGUCUGCCUUAUGAUCUGGCUGGUUUUUAGCAUCAUCGGAGUACACUUAUUUGCUGGCACUUUCUAUGGAUGCAUCGACCCAACAAGUGGAGAAAGGUUUCCUGUAUUUGAAGUUAUGAAUAAGAGUGAAUGUGAAAACCUUUUGUCUAAUGAAACCAUGCCAUGGGAGAAUGCAAAAAUGAACUUUGAUAAUGUUGGAAAUGGCUUCCUUUCUCUGCUUCAAGUAGCAACAUUUAAUGGAUGGAUCUCUAUUAUGAACUCAGCAAUUGAUUCCGUUGGUGUAAAUAUGCAGCCCUCUUUGGAAAACAACCGCUACGUGUAUUUUUACUUUCUCAGCUUUAUUAUCUUUGGAUUAUUUCUCCCUCUAAGUAUGCUGAUUGGUGCUAUUAUUGCUAAUUUCAACAAGCACAAAGUAAAGCAGGGAGGCUCAAAUAUUUUUAUAACAGUGAAACAGAAAAAACAAUACCGUGCACUGAAGAGGCUGAUGUACGAAGAUGCUCCAAUACCAGUACCUCGCCCAAAAAACAAGUUCCAAGGCUUCAUUUUUGAUUUGGUAACACAUCCAGUUUUUAAUGUCAUCAUCAUGGUUCUUAUCUGUUUCCAAGAAAUAACCAUUAUGAUACAAAGUGAUGAACAAAGUCUCCAAAUGGACAUUGCAGUCUUCUGGUUUGAAUUAAUUUUUGUUACACUGUAUAGUGGCGAAUGUAUACUGAAGCUCAUCUCAUUCCGUUGUUACUAUUUUACCAUUAUAUGGAACAUUUUUGAUUUUAUGGUGGUAAUUUUCUCCAUUACAGGACUAAUGGUGCCUCUGACAAUAGGAUACUACGUUGUGCCUCCUUCACUUGUGCAACUGAUACUUCUCUCUCGAGUCAUUCACAUUCUGCGUCUUGGGCAAGGACCACAGGUGUUCCGUAAUCUAAUCCUUCCUUUGAUGCUGUCCCUCCCAGCAUUGUUGAACAUUGGUCUUCUCAUCUUCCUAGUCAUGUUCAUCUAUGCCAUCUUUGGAAUGUACAACUUUGCUUAUGUUAAAAAAGAAGCUGGAAUUGAUGACAUGUUCAACUUUGAAACCUUUGGUAGCAGUAUGCUCUGUCUUUUUCAAGUUACAAUAUUUGCUGGUUGGGAUGGGAUGCUCAAUGCAAUUUUCAACAGUAAAUGGUCUGAUUGUGAUCCUGAUAAAAUUAACCCUGGGACACAGGUUAGAGGAGAUUGUGGCAACCCUUCUGUUGGGAUUUUCUAUUUCGUCAGUUACAUCCUCAUAUCAUGGCUGAUCAUUGUUAAUAUGUAUAUUGUAGUGAUCAUGGAGUUUUUAAGUAUUGCCUCUAAGAAAAAAGCCAGGACCUUGAGCGAAGUUGAUUUUAGGAAAUUCUUUCAGGUAUGGAAGAGGUUUGAUCCUGACAGUACCCAGUACAUAGACUCUAGCAAGCUGUCAGAUCUCGCAGCUGCUCUUGAUCCUCCUCUUUGCAUGGCAAAACCAAACAAGGGCCAACUCAUUGCUAUGGAUCUUCCCAUGGCUGUUGGAGACAGAAUUCAUUGCCUUGACAUCUUACUUGCUCUCACAAAAAGAGUUAUGGGAAAAGACGUGAAGAUGGAGAAAGUCCUUUCAGAGAUAGAGUCAGGGUUUAUGUUAGCCAAUCCUUUUAAAAUCACAUAUGAACCAAUUGCAACUACUCUGAAACGAAAACAAGAGGCAGUCUCAGCAACCAUCAUUCAGCGUGCUUAUAAAAGCUAUCGCUUGAGGCAAAAUGACAAAAAUCCAUCAGAUGUUCAUAAAAUUGAUGGUGACAGUAAUGUUGAGGCUUCUAGUGAAGGUAUCUACUUUGAAAAAGCUAAGGAAAAGUCAACUAUUCAAAGCCAGAUCUAAUCCCUGCUAUCACUUUUCCUUUCUUCAUAUAUCUUCUAAAUGUUAAAUGUUUAAGAAAUCAAAGCAAAGAUCAGAGAGUAGAGAUAAUGAUCAAUUG
Messenger RNA from Castor canadensis (American beaver), 5305 nucleotides. RefSeq names its product sodium voltage-gated channel alpha subunit 7 (gene Scn7a). The record is from RefSeq and is a predicted model, not a curated record. Gene Ontology annotation, cellular component: plasma membrane; voltage-gated sodium channel complex. Gene Ontology annotation, molecular function: voltage-gated sodium channel activity. NCBI's taxonomy places the organism in Eukaryota, Metazoa, Chordata, Mammalia, Rodentia, Castoridae. Gene Ontology annotation, biological process: sodium ion homeostasis; sodium ion transmembrane transport.